Molecule: messenger RNA, 3224 nt
Organism: Carassius carassius (crucian carp)
Lineage: Eukaryota; Metazoa; Chordata; Actinopteri; Cypriniformes; Cyprinidae
Product: uronyl 2-sulfotransferase-like
Exons: 8
Coding region: 574-1824 (416 amino acids)
Cellular component (GO): membrane
Molecular function (GO): sulfotransferase activity
Source: RefSeq, a predicted model, not a curated record
AGUAUUUCUUGGAAAUCUGGAUCCAAAAGCACAGCUGUUUUUACACUGUAGAUAGAUAGAUAGAUAGAAAGGAAAUACACUGAGAUAAAUAUUGCACAAUUAUUUGUUGAUCUUUCCUAUGAAAUAUGUAUUUUUUUAUUAAAAUAUAUGCAUUAGUUAGAAUAAUUAGUGGUUUUGCAGCUGAAUGUGUGUGUUAGUAUUAGUUUUUCUAGAGUUGCACUAAUUCUGUCGCGCGCUUUCACGCGUCUUCCGCCUGGUGGUGCUAAGCGACGGCAGCGCGUGAGUGGGAGUCCAUCCUCCGAUUGAACUUUUUCCUCCACAUACAGUAAUCUGACACCGACAUUAACCCCUAAAAGCAAAGGAUGGAUUCCCACCUUCAUUCGUAAAAAUAGCUCAGCCAGAGCCGACGAGAAAACACGGCCAAGCGGGGGGGGGCAAACAUCUGAACUCGUGUGCUCGCGCUCCUUCAUCUGUGAAGUGACCUUAGUUUUUGUUUAAAUGUUGACUAAACAGUUUUUAUCUAAAGAGGCGGAUGGGUGACUACCAUUCUCGGCGCUUCCAUGUGAGGAGACGAUGAAGAAUUACAGCAGCAGUCCCCGUCUAAACAAUCACAGCACGGGUCGGAGCAGCAGGAAGGGACUCUGGUUAUCGGCUCUUGGGCUUCGCUUCUCGCUGCGCGAUUAUGGUUUCUGCAUGGCCACACUGCUGCUCUUCUGUCUCGGCUCACUGUUUUACCAGCUGAACGGAGGACCCUCUAACGUUCUGCUGGAGAUCAGGCAGUAUCUCGGAGAAUCAACUUUUGCUGACGACCAUGGGCCUCCUACACCAAGGGAGCUGCCAUUUCCAAGUCAGGUGAUCUACAACAGGGUUGGCAAGUGUGGAAGUCGGACAGUCGUCCUGCUGCUGAGGAUUCUGGCAGAAAAGCACCAGUUUAACUUGGUGUCCUCUGACAUCCAUAACAAAACCAGACUAACAAAACAUGAGCAGGUGGAUUUGAUGAGAAACAUUAGCACUAUUCCGCAACCUUUUUUGUACACCAGACAUGUUCACUUUCUCAAUUUCACAAGAUUUAGGAUAGAACAGCCUGUCUACAUAAACAUCAUCAGGGAUCCCAUUAACCGUUUCCUCUCCAAUUACUUUUUUCGUCGUUUUGGGGACUGGAGAGGGGAGCAGAAUCACUUGGUCCGCACACCCCAGAUGAAAGAUGACGAGAGAUAUCUGGACAUUAACGUUUGCAUCAUGGAGAACUACCCAGAGUGCUCUAACCCACGUCUCUUCUACAUCGUUCCAUACUUUUGUGGACAACACCCUCAGUGCAGGGAGCCGGGUGUUUGGGCCGUGGAGAGGGCCAAACAAAAUGUUAUAGAGAACUUCUUACUUGUAGGAAUUCUGGAAGAGCUGGAGGAUGUAUUGCUCCUGCUGGAGAGACUCCUACCUCACUACUUCAGUGAUGUCCUAUCCAUCUACAAGAGUCCUGCAUUUUGGAAGAUGGGGAACCUUACAGGAACAGUAAGGAAGCACAUGCCCACUCUAGAAGCUCUGCAGGUGCUUUACCAAAGGAUGAAGUAUGAGUAUGACUUUUACAAUUUCAUUUGUGACCAGUUCCAUCUCACCAAGAAGAAGAUCGGCCUCAAGUCUGCCUCCCUGAACUCUAAUCAUGAACCUGACUUUCUCCGUGAGCUUGCCCUCAGGACCCAUGAGCCUUUGGAGGAGGAGGAGGAGGAGGAGGAGGAGGAGGAGGAGGAGGAGGAGGAAGAAGAGGAAAAGGAGGAAGAAGAGGACAUGGGGCAGGAAGAUGCCAACAUCUGGUUGGUUCAGCCGUGAGUAAUAGCCAUGGAGUUGUAGACAUGGCAGAUAUCUCAUAAGCUUGAUGUCUACAUCCAGACAGGAGGUAGAGUCAAAAUUCCCAGGUUAAACUUGGGUGUGUAACCCCUGUUUUAAAUGGGAUGGCCCUGCAAGACACUCUCAAGAGGAGCACAGAAGGGUCUGAAUAAUUAUUUAAGGAACCAACAAUUGUGGCAAAAUGAUUUUGUUCAUGUUUAUGAAAUUGAGUUGGUUAUGGUCAUUUCCUGGUGAGAUGAUACAAGAUUGAAAUGACAGGGAUUUUGUUGGAUUGUCAGAAUGGAGGGAUGAACUAACAGAAUGAGAUGCUAUGGAAGUCUGAUUUUUAGGCACUUCUCCUGUACACCUGGAACCUGGGUGAUUGAACUCGACAUAUCAAGAAAUGAACAAAUUCAGACUACGCUAAAGAAGCAAGUGAGGAUCACGACAAAGUGCCAAGGAUUACUUCAUUAAGCCUAGAAGCUGUAUCACUGUAAACAACUCAAAAACACCAGUCAGCUUUCAUUAUCAUGUCAUCUCAUUGUCACUCCCUUCCCCCUCUGGUUCCAGAAACCUGCUGCAACUCUGUGCCAGAAUUUCAGUGCUUGUCUUUGAGAGUAUCUUUUUAUAUUGUACAUAUAAGGUGUUGUACAAUGAAUCAAAAACUUUUGAAUGCCUGCAAGAUGUCAAAUGCCGCACACUGUUCAUCUAAAAUGUUUGAUGUGAAUGUUAAACAUUUCCUCGCCUUGUCAGUGUGUCAACUGUUGUGUUCAGUCAUUUUAUAAAAUUGGGCCUUUAAGUUCCAUUUGGUACGUAAUGUGCUAAGAACACUUGAAGUACUUGUGCAUCAGUGCAUUAGACCAUACUCAUAUGCCAGUGACUAAUGUUUUGGGUUAGGAUCACAAAAACAAAAUAACAAGAGGGUAAUAUCAAACUAUAUUAAUUAUUUUGAAGGAAUAUAUCAAUCAAGCUGUCAUACAGCACAUGGAAAAACAAGUUUAACAACAGGACAGAACAUUUUUCAUGAAUGUGAAAACAUAAGUUUGUACAUUACAUUUAAACCUAAUUUAAAUGCUGCCCACAGACCAACACUUAUCCUUAAGGUUCCUGAAGUGUAUUUAACUGAAGAAUGCAUUAAUAACAGGUCAGCCUAAUGGGGCAUUUUUGUUGAACUAUGCUGGUUAAGUGAAAUGAACUAUUACUACAUGAGUAAAUAAAUGCUAUAAGCUACAAGCUCUCACAGAAUUUAACACUUCCCAUUUAAACUUGCCGGUUAAGUAUAUAGGUGUAUGUACUUGUGUUGUGUCCAAUGUGGAUUUUUAUAUUGUUUAAUUUAUUUGACAGUAUUACUUUUGAUGAUUGCAUUCCAUGUACGGAUCUCAGGAAGAAGAAAAAAAGAGCAU